Thamnophis sirtalis is the source of this 4359-nucleotide messenger RNA. RefSeq names its product potassium channel tetramerization domain containing 3 (gene KCTD3). Gene Ontology annotation, biological process: protein homooligomerization. The record is from RefSeq and is a predicted model, not a curated record. NCBI's taxonomy places the organism in Eukaryota, Metazoa, Chordata, Lepidosauria, Squamata, Natricidae. Gene Ontology annotation, molecular function: protein binding.
CGCCUCCUCUUCCUCCUCUCCGAUCCCCGACCUGGCAGUUUAGCGCUUGCUGCGGAAGGCUCUACGGCCUCGCUGGACGCUCCGUUUUCUCCCCCGGCCCCGCCGCCGCCUCCUUUUCCCACCUCCCUCGACUCCGGGGAGGCGGCUGGAGGCGGCGGCGGCGGCGACGACAGGCGGUAUUCGGGGCAAGAUCUGCUGCUGGGGAAAAUGGCGGGGAACGGCGCGGGCUUUGCCGGAGCGGGCAGCGGGGAGAUCAUCCAGCUCAACGUCGGGGGCACCAGGUUCAGUACUUCACGACAAACACUAAUGUGGAUCCCUGACUCCUUUUUUUCCAGUUUGUUGAGUGGGAGAAUUUCAACACUGAAAGACGAAACUGGUGCUAUAUUUAUUGAUAGAGAUCCUGCAGCAUUUGCACCAAUUUUAAAUUUUCUUCGAACAAAGGAAUUAGAUUUGAGAGGAGUAAGUAUCAAUGUACUCAGACAUGAAGCAGAAUUUUAUGGAAUCACACCGUUAGUAAGAAGAUUGCUUUUAUGUGAAGAACUUGAGCGUUCCUCUUGUGGAAGUGUACUCUUCCAUGGAUAUCUCCCACCUCCAGGCAUUCCAAGUCGAAAAAUCAAUGGUUCUGCAGGAACAUCUACAGAUGUUAGAAUACCUCAGAACUGCUCUGAAGGUGAGAUGCGAGAUGGCAAUUUGCAGCCUUCACUAACUGGUACUGGUGAAGAUACAGUUAAGCUAGGGAUUCCUGUGGAUCCUCGAAAAGUUUUGAUAGUGGCUGGCCACCAUAACUGGAUAGUUGCUGCAUAUGCCCACUUUGCAGUUUGUUACAGAAUUAAAGAAUCCUCUGGGUGGCAACAAGUUUUUACGAGUCCUUACUUAGACUGGACUAUUGAACGUGUCGCUCUGAAUGCAAAGGUUGUUGGUGGUCCACAUGGUGACAAAGAUAAAAUGGUUGCAGUGGCAUCCGAAAGCAGUAUCAUUUUAUGGAGCAUCCAGGACGGUGGUAGUGGUAGCGAAAUAGGAAUCUUUAGUCUUGGAGUCCCAGUAGAUGCUCUUUUCUUCAUUGGUAACCAGUUGGUAGCCACCAGUCACACAGGAAAAGUGGGAGUAUGGAAUGCUGUGACUCAACAUUGGCAGGUUCAAGAUGUUGUCCCAAUCACUAGCUAUGAUACUGCAGGAUCAUUCUUACUGCUGGGCUGCAACAAUGGCUCCAUAUAUUAUAUUGAUAUGCAAAAAUUUCCAUUACGAAUGAAAGAUAAUGAUCUUCUAGUGACGGAACUUUACCACGAUCCUUCUAAUGAUGCCAUAACUGCACUUAGUGUUUACCUUACACCCAAAACAAGCGUAAGUGGCAAUUGGAUCGAGAUUGCAUAUGGCACAAGCUCUGGAGCUGUACGUGUAAUUGUGCAACACCCAGAAACAGUUGGUUCAGGACCACAACUUUUCCAGACUUUCACAGUUCACCGUAGCCCUGUUACAAAGAUCAUGUUAUCAGAAAAACAUCUGGUAUCAGUGUGUGCUGAUAAUAAUCAUGUCCGGACAUGGACAGUGACACGUUUUAGAGGAAUGAUUUCAACACAGCCAGGAUCCACUCCUCUGGCAUCAUUCAAAAUUUUGUCAUUGGAGGAAACAGAGAGUCAUGGAAGUUACUCUUCUGGAAAUGAUAUAGGUCCAUUUGGUGAGCGUGAUGAUCAACAGGUAUUUAUCCAAAAAGUUGUUCCCAUCACCAACAAACUUUUUGUGAGACUCUCUUCUACUGGAAAAAGGAUAUGUGAAAUUCAGGCAGUUGACUGUACUACAAUUUCCUCCUUUACUGUGCGUGAAUGUGAGGGAUCCAGCAGAAUGGGUUCAAGACCACGGCGUUACCUCUUCACAGGGCAUGUUAAUGGCAGUAUUCAGAUGUGGGACCUAACUACAGCAAUGGAUAUGGUUAAUAAAAGUGAAGAAAAAGAUGUGGGUGGUCCUACUGAAGAAGAAUUGCUUAAACUUCUGGAUCAGUGUGAUCUAAGCACAUCUCGCUGUGCAACCCCCAAUAUCAGCCCAGCUACUUCAGUAGUCCAGCAAAGCCGACUGCGUGAAUCAAGCUCUAGCCUCCAGUUACAGCACCGGGAAACAAUCCACGAAACUGCUACCUAUGGCUCCAUAAGGCCAUAUCGGGAGAGCCCCUUACUAGCCAGAGCCCGCCGGACAGAAAGUUUUCACAGCUACAGGGAAAUUCAACCUUUUAAUUUAAGUAAAACCAUGGUAGACAAAGCUGUUCCUCCGAAUGGCAACUGGAGUCCUUUACAGGCAGAAGGCAAAAGAAUUGGUGAAAACAUAACUGACAAAAAAGCUUCAGCUUUAGCACUUGAGAUAAGAAUGGGCAGAGUGCCAGAUGGGGGAACAGAACUUCAGAAAGUGUCUGAAAGCAUAUUAGAAUUGAAAAAAAGAGGAAACGAUGAAGACAAUGAAACCAAAGCAGACUGCAAAAGGAAGAGUGGAUUUGAAGGAGGGGGCUUCCUUGGAAGAAAGAAAGGACCGCAUCUUGUGGAGUCAUCACCAAACAUUGUAGAAGGAAGUUCUGAAGUAUUUGGUACAGCUUCCCCAUCUCCUACAAAGACAACAGUUUCUCCACGGCAUAAGAAAAGUGACUCAUCUUGCCAGGAUUAUACCUUGUGAAAAUAAAAGAUGUCUAUAUCCCACAUGUAUAUCGAACGUUUCUCACUAAACUGGACAAGUUUCACAUUUAUGUAUCUAAAUUUGUAUCUUUCUAAUUGAAGAUGAGUUUGAGUUAGAAUCAGACAGGAUGAGGAAACACAUUCUAGAAAAAUCAGCCUUCCAAUCCUGGUGUUUCCCUCGAUAAGUUGGACUUGAACUUCCGUAAUUUUGUUGAGCAGGCUGGCUCAAUUCUGGGGAAUUAUGGGAGUUGAAGCUGAUUUCUCUAAUAGGUCACCAGAUGGAGAAAGCUGCUAAAAAACCUGGCUUCACAGCACAAUCAAUGGAAGCAUUUUUGAACUACUCAAGAUUGGUGUUAACUUUCUAUAACUGUCUAUGUGAAGUCCAGUUCUGGUACAGACGUUUUCAAGCUUUGUUUAAUACAGGCUGGAAUGCACUACCGUUUUUGUUGUAGAGUAACUGUUUCCUAAUCUUGGUUACAAACAUGCUACGUAUUUAAAGUUUAUGGUCUUUCUAUAGAGCAAUUCAUACUUUCAGUGUGGUUUCCAUGUUGAAAACAAUAAUGGUAAGAGUUAGGGUGCUUUAUUUUAUGUCUUGCUUUUUCUGCUGUGCCACCAGUUUUUAUUAGUAUUAAUAAACUUUGUAUAUCAUCUCACACUUCAAUGUGUUGACUUAACCAAAUUGAAAUUCUAAAUGUCUUGUUACGGCUAUUAUAAAAUAUUACUUUGCAGAUAUUUAUCAAAUAUUAAAGUAUAAAGAAUGUAGUCAUUCUGUACAUUCCUUUUAAUUACAAUCGCAUCAGUGGAUUAAUUCUAGAAAGACGGGCCACAUCUUCCUAUCAAGCUAUUAGUAGUUGCUCUCAUAAGUGGUAUCUUGCAUUUUAUGAAGCUCCAUGUGCCAGCUGUUUGCAAGUGGAGCUUGCUAUUAUGAGACGUUGCACAAAUUACUUCUACAAAACUUCUGUGUUGUCUGGUUUAGUCAGCAAUCAGUAAGAGAGAAACACCCCCCCCCCAAAAAAAGCAUGCUACCAUAUGCCACAGGAAAUGAGAACUCCAGUCACUUUCUUAACAACAUAUAUUAAUGUUUACAAUGAUGAACUGCAAGAUUCACAAAUUACCUAGUUAUAGACCAAAAGUUCAUAGAGAACUUCACUUAUUAUACCACUGUAUCAAAUUAAGAAAUCUGUUUAGGUCUGCACAGUUGAAAAAACUGGAAUUUGUAGACUUAAGCUUCCCAAUAUUUCUAGGAGCAAUACCUGUGCAUGAAAGUGUCUUUUAAUUCUUUGGCAAGGGCACAAGCAAUAUUGAGAUUUCUUCUUGCUUUUCCUUUCUCCCUCAGUCCAGUCAAAUUACAUUCUUACAGAUCUCUGGUUUCAUAGAGACCCUUAAUGAUAAUAGCCUUGAAUGUCCUCAGUUGCAUAUGAUAGGUUGGAAGAAAACCAGGAUUCUACUGAGUCUUGCACAAAUAGAGUCUGUUCUCUGAGCCUCUUUGUGAUGUUUUAUUGUAUGCUUUCAGAAAUCAUAAGCAUAUUUUUAAGUAGAUAAUUAUUCCCUUAUUUGCAAUAUGAAAAAGGGCAAGAAUUGAAAUAUGAUAUCCCAAAGCCAGGCUUAUACUUGAUCCUUCAAUAUUCUUUGCUGAAUAUUUAGACAGAUUUUGUAUCAAUGUAACACCACCAACAUAGAAUAAAAUAUACAAAGCUAUAAGCCU